CAUUCCCUCCGGAGGGUGGGGGAAGUAGGAGAGUGAGACAUGGCGUCGGAGGGUGCCAUCAUCCCGCAGCUAGUGGAGAGUAUAACACAGAAAAGCAGCCCCUCCGCAGCCACUUGUAGCGUGCCCAUGGCGGGGGGUGACAUUAGUAGUAGUGCCCAAACCACCAUCCCCUGCCAGACAGAAAUUGUUUUGGAUGAGAGAACGAAAAGGGAACUUUUUACAGACACCUUCUGUAGAGUGUGUGGAGCAGUCCUACAGUUUGAAUCCCACAGAAAUGCACAUUAUGAGGGUAAGAGACAUGCCCAGAAAGUUCGCCUUUAUUUCCUAAAUAAAGAACUGGAAGAAAUGGCCUAUAAAAAGAAAGUGGAUCAGAAAACAGAACGUAUGAAUUUCCAUGUGGAUCAGCAGUUGGCCCAGGAUAAAAACAAGUUCUGUAGCCUGUGCAACAUGGUGUUCAGUUCUCCAGUUGUCGCCCAGUCACAUUAUGUGGGAAAGAUUCACGCCAAAAAGCUGAAGCAGUUGUCUGGAGAAACGAGUGAGUGGACACCGGAAGCCGAUUCCUCAAUGACCAGUGAAGCAGCUGUACCACCUGUUAGUGAGCAGGACGCUGUCAUGUCCUCUCUGUCAGAGAAAUCCAACCAACAAGAAGCCAGCACCGAGACGUCCUCUGCUGAUAAUGAGAUCGAUCUCAGUGACCCGAACAAGUACUGCAAGCUCUGCUGUGCCUCUUUCAACAACCCGUUGGUGGCCCAGCAACACUACAAUGGCAAGAAACAUGCUCGUAACGAGCUACGGCGGAAGAUGAUGGAGGAGAUGGAAGAUACGGGGAUGAGUGUGGACACGGGGGCAGGAGAUGGAGUAUACGUGUGUCCAAUCUGCAGCAUAACCCUCACCUCCAUAGAGAUGUACCAGUCCCACAUGCAAGGAAACAAGCAUCAAAUCAAAGAAAACAUAGUGGCCCAUUUAAUGAAAUCAACAAAGAAGAACUAUGAUUCUUUUGAGAAUGAAUUAGAAGAUUAUAUAAAAGUGCAGAAGGCUCGAGGUCUGGAACCAAAAACUCAAUUUAGACCAGAAAAAGAUCAGCAGGACAGUCCUGAGGAAAUAGAGCCCGCACCACCACCUCACCCAAAUCCCAACCCUGCUGCUUACAACUAUUUUGGUCAUAAGCCUAUGCCAUACCAAGCUUAUAAUCCCAUUCAUAAAAGUAAUCCUAGAAUGCCUGCCUGGGAGCCGAAUUACUGGCCACAAAGGCCAGCAAGGAUGCCCAUAAAAAUAGCCCCACCCAGGAAACAUCUUCCCUCCAGCCCCGACUCUAGCGACUCCUCCUCCUCCUCAGAUGACAGCAGUGGCUCGUACAAAAGGGAGAAACGCCACAAACGGGAACACAGAAACAAAGAACGGAAACACCACAGCAAAUCAAAGCGAGGAAUCGAGAGCAGCGAGAGAAAGAAACGGAAAGUCGAGGAAACCGACUCGGGAAAAGAAGACAGCGAAAAGGAAAAAAAAUCAGAUGCGGUUCCCGUUGAUAAAUCUAAACACAAAAAAGAAAAGAAAGACAAGCCGUCUACUGAUAAAGAAAGCAGCAAAAAACACAAAAAGCCCAAAAAAGUGCAGGACCAAAGAACAGAGGAGGAGAUAUUGUGGGACGAAUCCAUCCUGGGUUUCUAAACACCUCUAGAGUAACCAAUAUAUUCAAAUGUAUAUGUAAAAUAUCCUUCAGAGAGUCUCAGAUCCAGGACUUUGGGAGCGGAUGACAUUAUUAUGCAAUAGUAUGCUUCUCUGAGUAUGAAUAAGGUCAGCAAGAGAAAGUAGUCCAACGUCUGACAUAUAUGGCAGGUUCUUGUCUCACCUAGAAUGCCGUCUAAUUUAUUUUAAUUUUAAUUUUUAACUUUUUUUUUCUUCUCUUCAGCAAAAACUGGUUGUUUUCCUUUUAUUACACACUAUACUUUCUUUAGGCUCCAAAGUCUCUCAGCUGCUAUACAGAGGAUUUAUAAAUUUGUGAUGUUCUUAUGAGUAAGUUAGCGACUUUUUCUAUCAGU
This is a messenger RNA of Nanorana parkeri, 2039 nucleotides long. Its product is annotated as zinc finger matrin-type protein 1-like. NCBI's taxonomy places the organism in Eukaryota, Metazoa, Chordata, Amphibia, Anura, Dicroglossidae. The transcript has 7 exons. Gene Ontology annotation, molecular function: zinc ion binding; nucleic acid binding. Bases 40 to 1668 code for a protein of 542 amino acids. The record is from RefSeq and is a predicted model, not a curated record.